CUGACUUUUAAUCGGUCGGUAUGGAGCGGGUCUCGAGAUUGUUUUGGCCAGUACUUGUUACACCGAAAAAUGCUGUUGCUAAGAAUUUGGAGGGGAUUUCUCGAAGCCAGAGGCUUCUGACCGAAAUGGGUUUGGUUAAGCCGGCUCAUAAUGGAACCUAUCAGCUAAUGCCAUUGGCGCAGCGUGUAAUUGACAAGUGUGCAAAUUUGGUACGGCAACAAAUGUGCGCUGUGGGUGGACAGCAAAUAUCAAUGCCUGUAUUAACUCCAUCAGAACUUUGGAAGAAGUCCGGACGAUUAGAGGGUGAUAUAACAGAAUUCUAUCUGGUGCGUGAUCGGCACGAAAAACAGUUUCUACUGAGCCCGACGCACGAGGAAGCAGUAACCGCUAUGUUAGCAUCCAUUGCUCCGAUUUCCUACAAGCAAUUACCUUUGCGUCUAUUCCAAAUUGGUUCAAAAUUCCGUGACGAACUGAAACCACGAUUUGGUCUCAUACGUUCAAAGGAAUUCAUUAUGAAGGACCUGUAUACAUUUGACCGAGAUGCAGCAGCAGCAUUGCAGACGUACAACCAGUUGAAUGCUGCUUACGAUACGCUGUUUCAGCAGUUGGAAGUGCCAUUUGUAAAAGUUAAAGCUGCUACGGGCAUGAUGGGAGGCAGUGUAUCACACGAGUACCACUAUCUCGCUUCCUCAGGAGAAGAUCAACUUGUUACAUGCGAUGCUUGUGGAUAUGCGGCCAACGUUGAAGCAACUGAGGAAACAAAUAGUAGCAAAAUAUGCCCCCAUUGCCAUUGUACUAAUGUUCAGCGUGUGCGUGGAAUUGAAGUGGGGCACACUUUUCUGCUGAACGACAAGUAUUCUCGGCCGCUGAAGGCAACAUUCUUACAAGAGAAUGGAAAACCAGAAUUUCUCGUAAUGGGUUGUUAUGGUAUUGGGGUUAGUCGGCUAGUGGCAGCCGCAGUAGAAGUACUUUCAAACGAAAGUGAGCUGCGAUGGCCAACACUGUUGGCCCCUUACGACCUAUGUAUAAUAGGUGCUAAAAAGGGUAGUAAAGAAGAAAAAGUCGCCAAUGAAAUAGAAAAUGAGUUUUGUCACUCUCUCGGAGAAAUUGGUUGUGCUGAGGACGUGCUGAUUGAUGACCGUAAUUACUUAACAAUAGGCAAAAGACUGAUCGACGCAAAAAGAAUGGGUUAUCCUGUAAUCAUUGUAAUUGGCAGUAAAACCACUAGCCCAACGCCAAAAGUGGAGCUACAUUUGGGUCAAGCCACGAUGGAAAUUGAACCAAAAGAGGCACUAGCCGUAGUCGCGCAAUACAUAAAAGAGAAGCACAAACUUUACAACACAACAUUGAACUCUAGUCAAGAUAAGCAUACAAGUAAAGCAGCUGUUUUAUAGUUACGGGUCUUACAUCACACUGUAAUAAUUAAAAAUCCAUAUGAUUUCCAUCAUUUAUUUGAAAUUGUUUCUUUAGCUAAAUACUUAUAAUAUAAUAAUUAA
Anastrepha obliqua is the source of this 1496-nucleotide messenger RNA. It is a transcript of the gene ProRS-m, whose product is annotated as probable proline--tRNA ligase, mitochondrial. Gene Ontology annotation, biological process: prolyl-tRNA aminoacylation. NCBI's taxonomy places the organism in Eukaryota, Metazoa, Arthropoda, Insecta, Diptera, Tephritidae. Gene Ontology annotation, cellular component: mitochondrion; cytoplasm. Bases 21 to 1394 code for a protein of 457 amino acids. The transcript has 6 exons. Gene Ontology annotation, molecular function: proline-tRNA ligase activity; ATP binding. The record is from RefSeq and is a predicted model, not a curated record.